This is a messenger RNA of Dovyalis caffra, 843 nucleotides long. The record is from the annotation of a GenBank genome assembly. NCBI's taxonomy places the organism in Eukaryota, Viridiplantae, Streptophyta, Magnoliopsida, Malpighiales, Salicaceae.
AUGGUGUUAGGUCCUGAUUCUAUCAAUGUGGCUGAUUGGACUGUUGGAAAAUCGAAGUUAAAGAAGAAGAAAGAUGGUGAAGCCGAGGAAACCGGAUGUUGGAUUAAGUUUAGAGAUGAUAAAACAGAUAAAGGUCAUUGGAUUGAAUUCAAGCCACCAACCAUGCAUUUAAGCACCACUGAUGUUUCAGCUUGUUCUUAUCUCACAAAGAGACAUAAUCCAACUAACUUCAUGGAAAGCAAAUCAACAAAUGAUAGCAGCAGAGACCAGCCAGCUGUUCAAGUGGGAUCAUCUUCAAGCACUAGCAAUGUUGAAAGUACUCCAUCUACUCCCAAUAUCGGUGAGGAACUGAAAGUUUCCUCUCAGCUUCGAAAAUUCUCCUUUAAUGAGCUCAAAUUAGCAACAAGGAAUUUUAGACCUGAGAGUCUUCUUGGCGAGGGAGGGUUUGGUUGUGUAUUCAAAGGUUGGAUUAAUGAGAGUGGAAUUACUCCAGUGAAACCUGGAACAGGGCUGUCUGUUGCAGUAAAAACUCUCAACCACGAUGGACUUCAGGGACAUAAAGAAUGGCUUGCUGAAGUUAACUAUCUCGGCGACCUUCUCCAUCCUAAUUUGGUUAAAUUAAUUGGGUAUUGUAUUGAAGAUAAUCAAAGGCUUCUAGUCUAUGAGUUUAUGCCUCGAGGAAGCUUGGAGAAUCACCUCUUUAGAAGAUCCCUGCCUCUUCCCUGGUCUGUCAGAAUGAAAAUAUUGCUUGGUGCUGCAAAGGGCCUUGCCUUUCUUCACGAGGAAGCUGAACGGCCAGUGAUAUAUAGAGAUUUUAAAACAUCUAAUAUCCUACUAGAUGCA